This is a messenger RNA of Capronia coronata CBS 617.96, 2121 nucleotides long. RefSeq lists its product as uncharacterized. Gene Ontology annotation, molecular function: protein binding; chromatin binding. The record is from RefSeq and is a predicted model, not a curated record. Gene Ontology annotation, cellular component: synaptonemal complex; cohesin complex. Lineage: Eukaryota; Fungi; Ascomycota; Eurotiomycetes; Chaetothyriales; Herpotrichiellaceae. The transcript has 3 exons. The coding region runs from base 1 to 2121 and encodes 706 amino acids. Gene Ontology annotation, biological process: mitotic sister chromatid cohesion; replication-born double-strand break repair via sister chromatid exchange; synaptonemal complex assembly.
AUGCUUCUGUUGCUCGCGCGUUCUCUGCACUCUCAUACAGAUGCUGACGGAAUCUUCUUCCACGCGCCCUCUAGGCUCGUCGCAACCCUCGGUUCAAAGUCCACCUUGAAGAAAGUCACCCGCCGCGCCAUCCUGGACGUCGACCUCCCAAAAGCAUGCCAGACCAUCACCGAACCAGUGACGCCAUUGGCAUUGCGCCUGCAGAGCGAUUUACUAUUCGGUGUCUCGCGGGUCUUCUCGCAUCAGUGUGGCUAUGUGUUGGCGGACGUGACGAGUCUGAGGGACAAGAUGAGAGUGUCGCAGCAUGUCUUGAGGGAUAUGGAGUUGGAUCCGGAUGUGGGCAAGAUGAGACCCGAACAGCUAAAUCUUGCGGAAGAUCCAUAUUUCAUCCCCGACCUUGACAUCAAUUUCGAUCUCACAGCCUUCGGCCUGCCUUCAGACGGGUCAAUGUCCCCUGGUCUCACCUCCCUUCACACUCUACCGUCAAGUCAGUCUAGUCAAGCCAUCCACGAGGAUGACGAGGCCGGGUUGGAAAUCCCUUCCCUGGACACGCCUGGCGGAUUCGGCAUGCUUGAUGUGGCAUUCGGUGCAGGAACAAGUUCUGUGGUCCAGACUGGGAGUCGUGCGGCACAUCCACCUUCGGUGUUUGAUGAGGAACCUGCCAUUAUUGAGGAUCCGAUGUUCGAUGUCGACGACGACGGACUUCUCCAGCCUGCGAUGUCGGGAGAUAUCCAACACAGUGACACUCAGGGUCAUAGAAGUCUCCGCCUUGCAAGUGAAAGCGUCGACGCCGAACGGGACCCUGCAGACGCCUUAAUCCUGGACGAUGAUGUGCUGAUGUUUGGAGACGAUGAUCAAGUACCGGCUGAAGCACCCCCAGUGACGCCGAGAGCCACAACAGUUGAAAGCGAGCUGACAGGACACCCUACCUCCUCCGUCCAUCCGGAUGAGCGGUCGGAAGAGAUAUCGGAGACUGUGGAUGCGCCACAGCGACGAGCGCGACCCGUAAAAGCUCUCCGGCCGGAUCAGCGCACCGAAUUGAGCAAUCGAGACCUGAACGACUGGAACGAUAAUUAUCUUCUCAACAUGGCAGCAGCUCUGCAUACUCGACUCAGCCAGACAUCACGCUACGAGGCGAAGAGAAAUGCAGAGUUCUGGGCCCUGCAUCAAGGAAUCGGGAACGUUGCGACCACCUUUGCUGACGAGCGAGUUCCGCAUCCAUUCGGCAUGUUCAGUGGCCACUCAUUGUGGGAUCUGUUGAGAGGUCCAGAUAUGGGCGCGAAACGAUCUCGCAGCAGCUCACUUACGGGCGACGAUUAUGGAGACGAAGAUGCUAGAAGAGUUAGAGCCAGAACGACAGCACAGGAGGAGAUUGCCCGUGGCGACAAAAACGAGGUCUUCAACUUCGGCGAUGACGACGGCUUGAUACUUGCAGCAGAUGACUUCAAUCUUGAAAGUGAGGUUGGUCGCCAUGCACCUCCGUCGCUGCCGGACCGGUCCUCGGGCAUGCCCUGGAACAUCUCGGGGUCUCGCCAAAGCUCAGCACAACCACUACUGCCACGGGGUAGUGGCCUAGUGAGAUUGAGCUCGAGCGCUGGCGGCCUUGUCGGUGGGAUGGAACUGGGGCCUCCCUCCGCUUUCGGUAGACGUGGAUCUCGUUUCACUUCGGCCAGUCCAUUGCUCGGGAAAGGUCCGGCCCUGUCUAGACACGGCAGCCAGGAAGCAGGGGAAGCGUUACGACUCAGCAGCAUCGAAGAUGACUUUGCAGAUCUGGACGCGCAGCUCGGUGCUGACGUCGAUGUGGAUUUCGAGCUCUACGGUCCAUCUGCCAAUGUUGACACUCAGACCGCAGCACAGAGUCAAUGGAUUGCGGAGACACUGGAGAACGAAGCACACAAUUUCCUCACGUUUGUCAAUACCAAGAUACAGACCCUGGCGGAGGAAGAUGACGAACGUGACGACAUGGUCACCUUCAACGAACUCCUUCCACCGACUCAGAACUCUCAGAUUGUCGGUGCUCAAGCUCUUCUUCACGUGCUGGCGCUAGCGACCAAGGGACUACUCGAAGUGUCUCAAGCGGAACCAUUUGCCGAGAUUGAGAUUGCCGUUGUCAGCCGCUAG